CAGGCUGGUUCGCCGCCUCUUUGGAGCCCGCAGCGCCUCCCCUCCGAGGAACCUCAGAUGUCGCGCCUUUAUUAGCCUCGGCUCCAUUCAGGAGCCGCCUCUUCCUUGGGACUGAGCAAUUGUUCCGCAAGAAGCAAAGCGAACGGACCAGACAACGGGGCGAUGAUGCUGAGAUUCCUGUGGUCCGUGCUGCAGCUCUGGUUCUUGGUUCCUCUUUCGGUAUUUAUGCUAGUGCCGUAUAUCAGGAAGUAUUUUGGAGGAAGGGUGUGCAAGUCUACAGCACAACUGAAUGGAAAAAUUGUAGUGAUCACAGGAGCCAACACUGGUAUAGGGAAGGAAACCGCGCAAGACCUUGCAAGAAGAGGUGCAAAAGUCAUCCUUGCUUGCAGAGAUAUGGCAAAAGCAGAAAAGGCAGCCCAUGAAAUCCGGAUCAAGACGGGAAACCAAGGGGUUAUAGCAAAAAAAUUAGACUUGGCAGACACCAAAUCUAUCAGAGAAUUUGCCAGUAAUUUCUUGAAAGAGGAGAAAGAACUCCACAUACUCGUCAACAAUGCAGGUGUUAUGAUGUGCCCCUAUUCAAAGACAGCUGAUGGUUUUGAGAUGCAUUUUGGAGUCAACCAUCUUGGACAUUUUCUUUUAACGUUCCUACUAAUAGAGCGUCUGAAACAAAGUGCACCAGCUCGUAUUAUAAAUGUGGCUUCAGUGGCUCAUCAUAUGGGGAGCAUUCAUUUCAAUAAUCUCCAAAGUGAAAGGUUCUACUUCCGGGGCCUGGCAUACUCUCAUAGCAAGCUGGCCAAUAUUCUUUUCACACGGGAAUUGGCUAGACAUCUGCAAGGUACUGGUGUCACUGUGAAUGCUCUGCAUCCAGGUACAGUUUUGUCUGAACUUGUUCGUCAUUCCUUUACACUAAAAGUUUUGUGGAACAUAUUUUCUAUCUUCUUGAGGACACCUUGGCAAGGAGCCCAGACCAGCAUAUAUUGUGCGGUGGCAGAGGAACUGGAGACAGUCAGUGGAAUGUAUUUCAGUGAUUGUAAACCAGCAUAUGUGUCAUCUCAAGGACGUAAGGAUGAAACAGCAAAGAAGCUUUGGAAUGUGAGUUGUGAACUCCUUGAUAUCCAGUGGAAUUGACCUGCAAAGGCCAGCUACACCUGAAUCCCAUAUUUUGUAUACAAGACUAUGAAAAAGUGUUGCUUUCAUGUAAUUUUCAUACUUGAUAGGACAUGUCCAUUUUUAAUAAAAGUGUUCAUCUCAGCUUUUCCAUUAAAAUAGAAGCUCAAGCAAUUGUUUAGUGUAUGGAACUAACCAUGAUAAUACCAUUCUGAAGAUCUCCUGGUUCCCCCCACAAAAAACCUUAGUUUUUCUGGUUUUUGCAUGGCAGUGUGAACUAUGAUUUGUUUGGUGUGGUUUUACACAGCAUUCUGGGCUAAAAGUUUGCUGCUUCAUUUGUGAUUCAGCAUGCUACGAUUAAUGCCAGGCUACAAAAUUACAUCAGUUAUCUUGUUUUGAAAAUUUUAAGAUGUUUACAGUGUGGUUUUGGUGACUUGGUUUCUUUCAUUUGUUGAAAUUUGUUUGUGGCUACAUAUUUAACAAAAAAUGAUAUUACAGAUCAAAACACCAACUUGCCCAAAUUCUUUAUUUUCUCAAUGAGAGUUUAACACUUUUGUUCAUUGGAAGUUUAGAAUUCCUCCAUUGCAAUUUAGUACAGGAUAGUUCACAGGACAGGUUUUGCUGGUGAGAAAGGGAUCCUUUAAAAAUCCUAAAGAAUCCGAGUAACUAACAAUAUAAAGUGCAUAAAAUGCAGUGCAAAGAGUGGCCCCAACAAUCGUCUCAAUUUUCUCUCCCCCACAAGUCGUUCCUUUCUUCCCUUUGGAAGAUAUUGAUGAGAAGAACUUGGAGAUGAAAGUACAAGCCAUAUUGCACACUCAACUCAAUAGGCAGUAUAGCUUAACACAGAGAGGAUAAUGAAUUCUGUUUUUUUCUUACUUCUGGAAGAAAUAAUCAAAGUCACAGAAAGUCUAGUCAGACUAUUACCUGGGACUCAUGGCAGUUGAGCUCGAUAGACAGCAAAAGCAGAGUUUAUAACUCUUAGAUUCCUAAUAGGAUAAUCUCCAAGAACCAAAAGGUAUGAAAAGAUAGAAGCUAAAUAUAGCCCUCCCCAGUUACUUAACCUCAAAGUUAUUUCUGGCUGCCAAAUCCAAUGAAUUAAGGAUUACUACACUUGUAGGUGUGAAAUAUGGCUGCUGUUUCCCUGGAAAGGAUAGCUUAGACCGUUUGCUGAAAUUAGUGGCAACGGAUGAUGUUCGUCUAUUUAAAAAAAAAGAAAACCUCAAAGAUAAAACCAUCCUGAAUAAUAUCUUACAACCAAUACAAUUUUGAUAACAGUUUGAAUUUUUCAAAUUAAAAAUGUCAUCAAUUACA
This is a messenger RNA of Crotalus tigris (Tiger rattlesnake), 2418 nucleotides long. Its product is annotated as retinol dehydrogenase 12-like. Lineage: Eukaryota; Metazoa; Chordata; Lepidosauria; Squamata; Viperidae. Bases 163 to 1128 code for a protein of 321 amino acids. The transcript has 7 exons. The record is from RefSeq and is a predicted model, not a curated record.